GGACCUUGACAUUGAAGGCGGGAAAACAUUUGUUGUUAUUUGUUUCCACAAUAAUCUAACCAUUUACUAAUGGAAGGAAUAAAAAGUAGAUAUAGGAAAGAAGAAAUACCGAUGGACUCAGUGAGCUUCUGGAGUCUCUAACUUUUGAUGUGCUCAAAGCUCAACCAGAAGACGUGCUCACUUUUUGCGUAGAAAAUUUAACUCAGAAACUUUACAACAGAUCUAAAAAUGACACAUAUGAAGCAACCGGUGAACCAGAGGAAGAUGCCAAAGAUACGUUCAGCUCAACUGAAGGUGGGCCAGUCGUCCAUCCUGUACAAAUUGAAAGCUUUAUGUCUGAAGAAUUUACAAUGAGUCAACAGUGUACAAGUGUACAACGUCGUCAAGGUGUUAUGGGAGUUAGUAUAGAUCCAGAAAAAGCAUAUAAUUAUAAGAUAACAAUGUAUCCUAAAAGUGAAGCACAAAAAGAAAAGUUAAUGCAAGUUGUUCAUGAUAUUCAUUUACUUCGAUGCCUUGAUAUUGAUGAUCAUAUAGAAUUAGUUAAUGCAAUGUUUGAAUGUAAAGUGGAACCAGGUGAAGAAAUUAUUAAAUAUGGUGAAGAUGGUGAUAAUUUUUAUAUCAUUGAAGAUGGUAACUAUGAAAUAUAUACUAUGAAAGAUAAGAUAAUGCAAAAAAUUACUGAAUACAAAGGGAAAGGAUCAUUUGGUGAAUUAGCUUUAUUGUAUAAUACACCAAGAUCAGUAACUGUGAUAGCAAUUACUAAAGGUACAUUAUGGGUAAUAAAACGAGAUAUAUUUCAUGCAAUUAUUACAAUGAAAGCAUUUAAAAAACGUAAAUUAUAUCAAUCAUUAUUAGAAAAAGUUGAUAUACUUAAUUUCUUAACACCAUAUGAACGUAUAAAUCUAGUGGAUAUAUUACAAACACGUAUUGUGGAAAAAAAUGAAGUAAUCUUUUUACAAGGUGAAUUAAGUUAUGAAAUGUAUUUUAUAUUAUCUGGUUCGGUAAAGGUUAUUAGUGAAGAGAAUAACAAUGAACUAGAUAAGCAACAAGUUGAAUUGUAUAAAUUACAAGAGAAUGAUUAUUUCGGUGAAUUAGCCUUGUUGACAACUAAUCCACGUACUGAAUCAGUUUAUGCAUUAGAACAAACAUGUUUAGCUGUUUUAGAUGUGAAUAGCUUUUAUCGAUUGUUAGGACCAUAUCAAGAAGUAUUGUAUCGAAAAUUACAAGUACGAUUAUCAAGUGGACAGAUUAAAUAGGUAUGUGAAUUAUAUUUUAAUGAAUAUAAAAGUCACUAUACUAUUUUAUUUUUGCCUUUCAACAACUGAUGAGAUUUGUGUUCAUCUCUCCUUUCUCUCUCUGUCGAUGCGUAAAACCGAAAAAUUGUAUUUUUGUCGCAAAACUUUUCAAGUAAAUAAAAGAUUUCGG
Heterobilharzia americana is the source of this 1425-nucleotide messenger RNA. The record is from the annotation of a GenBank genome assembly. NCBI's taxonomy places the organism in Eukaryota, Metazoa, Platyhelminthes, Trematoda, Strigeidida, Schistosomatidae.